AUGUCACAAGAAUUUCGUCUCCCCAACCGAACCAGCAUUCCGGCCAACCAGUCUUUGUCUCAAACACCUUUGAAUCACCAACCAGCAUCCGAUUAUAAUAGUGCAACAAGCACCCCGUCACCCUCGACAACAACUGGUCGAAAAUCUUCCAGGUCUAAGAAAAUGGCAUGCGUUGAAUGCCGACAACAGAAAUCCCGCUGCGAUGCGUUUGAAAAACAGCCUGAUCCCUGCACCAGAUGUGCAAAAAAAGGACUACAAUGUGAUGUGAAAUCCGAUUACAAAAGAACUUACAAAAGGGCACGUAUAGCACAAAUUGAAAAAGAAUUUGAGGAGUUGAAAAAGACUUUGACUAAUACACAGGCAGCCGAAUUGUUGUCCAAAUUUCCUUCUUUGUCUUCCGCCUCACCUGAUACAAAUCCUCAAGAAGAAACUCUGCAGAUCAAAGUCAAAAUUGAACCCGGCACCCUGUGUGAUUCAUCUCGUGGUAUUGCAGCAGAUGCGGGGGUAACUAAAAGUAUUAGUAAUAUCGAUUUACCACGUCAUUCAACAAUAGUAGCAGAAACUGCAUACCCACAACAAAGCCUUGCCAAAAGUACACAAAUUCCACCUUAUCAGUUUCAAUCGCUCAACUCUUCGGAAACUAGUCAGUCUCUUCCUAACACGCCGUCAAUCACAAGACAAGUGGAAUCAAACAUUCUUCAUCAAAUACCGGCAGCACUGCAUGAAAACCAAGUGCAAUUGCCGGAAAGCUCACUUAUCUGUGAGGAGAAAUCUGUUGAUGACAUUUCACUCAUGCCAGAGACGAUAAAGAAGCUUUACUUAGAGUAUUUUGAGAGAUAUCAUCCGAUAUUACCGGUAGUCGAUGUGUCACUAGGUCCUGAGAGGAUUUACAGAUUAUGUCCAGCAUUAUUUUGGGUAAUCAUGUUUGUUUCCUUAAGAAGGUUCCCAGAUAAUUCGUCAAAGUCUUUGUUGGUACGUCUAUCGCCAGUUGUGAAAGGAAUACUAGCAGAGAUUAUGAUAUCUCCGAUUACAAGAUAUAACCCUAUAGAAGAAGAUGAGCCAAUUUACAAUGUGAGUUCAGUUUACUCAGUGCAGGCAUUUUUAUUAUAUUCAUACUGGCCACCAAUCACUUCGUCCUUGAGCGCUGAUUCUUCCUAUAACACAGUUGGAACAGCUUUCCUACAGGCCAUCAGGAUUGGCCUUCAUACGCCGACAUUAGUCAAUACUAGUGAGAUGAACAAAGACGAGAGAACGCAACAACAAUUGGCAAUGACUCAUGAACAACUCAAAACUUGGAUAUUUUGCAACAUUGCAUCUCAAACUAUAGCUACAGCAUUUGGGUUCCCAGCCUGUACUCAAUUCGAUUCUUCAAUGUGGUUUUACAAUCAGCCUGGUAGCACCAUAAGAAUACCCCGAAAUUUGCAAUUAAUGAUGGAGAUCGCUCAGUUUGAAGACCAAAUGGCAAAGGCAUUAAAUUCAAACCCCAUGGAUCCUUGUGGGCUAAUAGAUGCUAGCGAAAGACUACCUCUUUUAAAGUUGCUACUGAAAAGAUUAGACAACAUAGAAAUAACUUUGAAGAAUGAAAUGUUGCAACCCAGUGAUAGAAGAUUCCGUGUAUUUGAAAUUUUGUCAACGAGGGUACAUUUGCUCAGCUACUAUUUCAUGGAUACGGUGAGAAUAGCUCAAUUUGAGUUACAAAAGGGCUUAAUCAGGUUAUACAAUGCAGCCAUAUCAUUCAUCAACCAUACGUCAGAGUGCCAAGCUAAUGACAAAAAGUUUGUAAAGUAUUUACCAGGAGUGUAUUUAUUAAACCUUUGGCAGGCUGGAUGUAUAAUAGGCAAACUAAUACACUCUAGCUUGAAAAAGUUUAUUGAUGUGGGAACAGGAAAACAAAGCUAUGAGUCGGUAAUAGCUUUCACUGCAAGUGCAUCAAUUUUGAAGCACGAUAUGGCGUAUAGAUCCAGUGGAAUUACACGAAACAUGUGGCAACUUUUCAGAACGUUGGAUGCCAACAAAACAAAUUCAUUGAGUAUUGAUAUCAGAAAUAGAAUGUCUGCUUCAGUUUUUUUUGAUUGUUUGAAAUUAUUGAGAGCCCAGGUUGGAAUCACAAAAUUAACUACGAAAACCGAUGAGAACCACCCGGCUGACGAUGAAGAAGCAAUCGAAGAGUCACUAGAAGAAGAUGAGGAGCCCACAGAUAUGGAUAAUGAGAAGACUGUACAUUCUGAAGAUGACAAAAAUGGUUCAUUGCAUAAUGGUAGUCAAAAAUCCACACCUAACAGUACUACCUCAAGUAGAGUUCGCAAAGCAAGAACAUUAUCCAACAAUAUGGACGCUGAAUCGAAAACUAGAAAAAUUAUUAGAACAAUUCCUUUGGACCCAGAGCCAAUAUCUAUUGGUGCAUCCAAGAGGAGUUCGAUAUUUAAAGUUGUGAACUCGUCCACGGAUUCUUCACCGCUUAUGAAAUCAGAUGUUAGCACUCCAAAUUCCAACAGAAUUAACAAUCAUCAGAUAAAGACUCAAACAUACAACCCAACUCAUGUUGAAAAGCAACAGCUGCCGUAUCCUUCGUCUAAGCAAACGCCUCAAUUUUUGCAAUUUCAACAGCAACCACAACAACUGGAUAACCGCAGUUAUCAGUCAGCACAAAAUGCUAGCGAAGUACCUUUGCUGCAGUUCUCUGCCUUUGCAUUCAAUGAAUCACCUAUACAGCUUGGCUUGGAGAACCUAGAUAUCGAUAAUUUUGAUCACGAUAUGCUUUGGAAAGAUGUUGAUAGUGUUAUGAACGACUUUGGUUUUCAUGCAAGUUGA
Molecule: messenger RNA, 2811 nt
Organism: Candida dubliniensis CD36
Lineage: Eukaryota; Fungi; Ascomycota; Pichiomycetes; Serinales; Debaryomycetaceae
Gene: LEU3
Product: leucine-responsive transcriptional regulator
Exons: 1
Coding region: 1-2811 (936 amino acids)
Biological process (GO): regulation of DNA-templated transcription
Cellular component (GO): nucleus
Molecular function (GO): transcription cis-regulatory region binding; DNA-binding transcription factor activity, RNA polymerase II-specific; zinc ion binding
Source: RefSeq, a predicted model, not a curated record